AUGGGAGACGUCCUGGGCCGCGGCGCGUUCGCGACGACGCGGCUGUGCGUGCAGCGCAGCACUGGGGCGCGCUACGCCUGCAAGUCAAUCCUGAAGCGGCGCCUGGUCAGCGACGGCAGCGACGUGAAGCACGAGCUGCAGAUCAUGCUGCACCUGAAAG
Molecule: messenger RNA, 160 nt
Organism: Monoraphidium neglectum
Lineage: Eukaryota; Viridiplantae; Chlorophyta; Chlorophyceae; Sphaeropleales; Selenastraceae
Exons: 1
Molecular function (GO): ATP binding
Source: RefSeq, a predicted model, not a curated record